AUGGAAAAUCAACCCCUUGUCCAGCCGGACUUUAUUAGUCGACUCGGCACUUCUAAUGAGGAUACUAUUGAGUACGAGUACUCAAUACCUUUACCAUUGCACUUGCAGACUUCACAAUUUGACUUUGCAAUCAAGCCCAGAGUCAGUAUACACGCUGCAAUCGCGGAUGAAGGAUGUCAGGCUGCAAGAGAUGACUGGGAGGCAAUGGGUGGAGAUCUGAUUGCUCACGGAUGUAUGCGUGAAGAAUCUUUCUUGAAUUUCAUCGCAGUCGUUAUCCCCGAGGCUAUCCCAGAGAGAAUAUGGGCUGCAUCAUAUGCUUCUGAUGUGGGAUUCAUACAUGAUGGUCCGUCCGCCUCCAUUCUCUAUAGUUAA
Penicillium atrosanguineum is the source of this 372-nucleotide messenger RNA. RefSeq lists its product as uncharacterized. The transcript has a single exon. Bases 1 to 372 code for a protein of 123 amino acids. NCBI's taxonomy places the organism in Eukaryota, Fungi, Ascomycota, Eurotiomycetes, Eurotiales, Aspergillaceae. The record is from RefSeq and is a predicted model, not a curated record.